AAAAUAUAAACCUGUUCUACGCUCUGUGCUUAGCAGCAUAACUAAUGCAAACAAAUGGAUACUGUCGUAUCAUUAGGCAGUAGCCUGUCUUUUGUUUAAUAUCCGUAUCUCGUAUUUUAAGACCUCUCAAUUUGUGAUCGCUGGAAAAGUUCCAGUCCUAUGUUUUGGAUUUGAGUGGUUACCGGGACAAACCCUGUUGUACCUUGAGGGCAAAAUUCAUGUUUGUCUAGUAUGUGGGUGUAUUGUGGUUUUCUAAAAAGCCUUGCAGCACGUUUAUUAUUCUGUUACUCAUGUUUGUCGUGAAGAGCUCAGCAGCGAAGGUUUUGGAUUUCAUCGGCUGGCGGAGGCGGAGCGUGUGCGCAGGCUUCAGACGGCAGGAUUAUAACAAAAUACAGCUGAGCCGCAGCUCGGUGAACUUGAGGCAUUCUUGUGUUUUUAUCAUUUGAUGCGCGCACCACCUCUGACAGGCUUUUACCUCCGCUGUCAGCACUGUGAAAAAGAUGCACCUCGAUAUGAUUCUCCUUCACAUUCUUGCUGUGCUCUUCCUGCCAGGAGCAUGGGGUCAGAGCACCAGCAGCAGGCUUGGUGUGGUGGUGGAGGCUAAGAACAUCACGCUCCCUGAGGGGUCUAAGGCCGUUCUGCCCUGCCACAGCCCCCGCAUGGUGUGGACCCGGGACAGACUGAAGGACCGUCAGAGGGUGGUGCAUUGGGACUUGGUCCGCAGCAGCCCAGAGUAUUCUGUAGAGAGAGUCCUGGACAUGUCCCCUGGAGCCCGCCAAAGGGUCUACAAUGGAUUCAACAAAGGACGCAUUUCCAUCCCAGACUCUGCUUUCAAUGAUGGCAACUUCUCCCUCAUAAUCAACAAUGUGGUCACAACUGACAGAGGAGUUUAUACCUGUAAUCUGCACCAUCAUUACUGCCAGAUUCACCAGUCCAUCCAAAUCCAGCUCAAUGUCACUAAGUCAGCUCGGAAAGAGAAACGUUACUGGGAUGGAGAGAAGACUAUAUUUGUGGUCUUGUUGGGCAGCUCAGUGGUCUUGCCUUGUGUGAACCGACGCCCACUGUGGAGAGAGGGUCUCCAGGAGGACCAGCAGCAGGUGGCUCACUGGGACUUUCAGCCCCCUGGAGUGCGACCUGAUAGGGCUGACCGCCUGGUGGACCUCUAUGCUUCUGGAGAGCGCCGGGACUAUGGAGCACUCUUUGCCCAGAGCAAGAUGAGUGUGGCCGAAGAUGCUUUUACAUUUGGAGACUUCUCACUGACCAUCUCUGACUUGAAGCCUGUUGAUAAAGGACUGUACUCCUGCCAUCUGCACCACCACUACUGUGGUCUGCAUGAGAGACGCAUUUUCAGGCUCACUGUGGGACCUCCACUUCCUCUCGCCCCAACGACAGCACCCAGAGUUUUCCAGAAUGAUGAACCAGAACCAAGGCUUGAUGAGGUGGAGAGUCCACGUGUGGUGAAUGUCAUCCUCCCCGAGCACCGAGGUUAUUUCAUGCAGCAUUUGGGCUACUUCCUGGCAACUUUCUUACUGCUGGCGUUCAUCGUUGUCGCUGUCAUUGUGCUGACACGACGACGCAAAAAAAGAGGGCUGGAGUAUGAGCUGCGUAGAUCUGAACGAGGAAACAUGAUCAGUGGAGGUGAAAUGUCAUUAGACUGUACAGAGCUGAAGAUGUGCAACCAAGAACCUCUGAAUUCAGACUACAAAAACAACCUACUGAAAGAGAGAGAUACCAAAGACUGCAAUAAGGACUUUGAUGGGAAGCAGUGGAAGUGAGUGCAAUAUUUCUGAGAUGCUGCUGGCAGGUCCAGAGCAAACACCGGAAGGGUAAAGAACCAUGGAGAAAAGGAGAAAAAAAAAAGAAAGAAAGAAACCCAGGAGAGGACAGGAGGAAUGCUCCCUCUGCUGUAAUUCUAGCACACUAAGCUUUUUCACUAAAAGGCAUCAUCAUUUUUUAUGUCUAUUUUUUUUUUUGUAUAACUUGCAUUUUCACCAGCUGUUGUAACAAUAAGGUUAAACAUUUAUUUGAUUCUUACUCUUUGCAUCCAUUGGUCAGUUUAUGUUGAAUAUAAGACAUUUUUAUCAUCCUUUAUUAAAACUUUUAUUUUUUAUUAAAAUGCAUGCUGUUUAUUAAAGUAUGUUUAGAGUGUACUUUGCAUGCUCACAGAGCAAAGCUCACAGCUCUUCCUAAUUGUUGAAAUUUGAUAACAUACUUUUUUUUUUUGCACAAAUUCUGCUGUAGGCUACUUAAUUUUUUUGAAAAGUAUUUCACCAGGUUUCAAAGGGUAAUUUACUGUAUGUAGAUAGUGUUUGGAAACAAGUGGAACACAUUUCCAGCUGUGGAUAGUAUGGCUUUUAUUUUACAAAAUUCGACUGCGGUAACAAAGUGACUAAAUUUUUACUUUUCUUCUGGAUUUUAUAUAUUUUAGAAAUACAGUAUGUGAGACUUAAAUUCUUCCCCCAAGUGGAUAUGUAAUCUCUUAGAAUCUGUUUAUUGAUAACUUAUCGGGUGAAAUAUAGUGAAAUUUUAGGACCACAGACUAAAGGCUCAGUCUACCGAAACUCAGGAAAAAAAAAAAUCUUUUAACCAUGCACACACUGAAUUUUCAUUAGUAAAACUGCUGGUUAAAUAUACAGGUUGUUAGAAAUCUUCACAGCUCUGUGAGGUUUACUGCAGGAAGAUGUAUGCUAAAUCACAAACUGUAGUCCUAACCUAGUUUUUUUUUCUCUCUCUCUGUCUUGCUCACUUGCACACACUCUAAUGUUGGUCUCCUCUAAUAAAGUAGUUCUUUUAUUAAGUAUUCACAA
Molecule: messenger RNA, 2807 nt
Organism: Toxotes jaculatrix (banded archerfish)
Lineage: Eukaryota; Metazoa; Chordata; Actinopteri; Toxotidae
Product: matrix remodeling-associated protein 8-like
Exons: 10
Coding region: 501-1775 (424 amino acids)
Biological process (GO): cell adhesion; establishment of glial blood-brain barrier
Cellular component (GO): membrane; cell surface
Source: RefSeq, a predicted model, not a curated record